Molecule: messenger RNA, 2535 nt
Organism: Corylus avellana
Lineage: Eukaryota; Viridiplantae; Streptophyta; Magnoliopsida; Fagales; Betulaceae
Source: RefSeq, a predicted model, not a curated record
GCUUGUAAACGUUCGUUAGAACUUAGAACAACUUCAACCAUGAUAUUUUGAAAUCAAUCAAAUUUGAGAUUUCUCUCAACUUUCUCUGUGGAGAAUUAUCUUUCAACCUGCGGGUUGUGCUGCAAUGUGAGGAUUGUGUUUUCUUUUCUUGUUUAAGAGAUGAAGCUAGAAGCUCUUAAACUUUUGUUACCAAGUCUUCGGCUGCGUCACCCAUCUCCAUCUUCAUAGUAAAUCCGGCUCAACAAUGUCCCACCGCCAACCAUCCUUGCCUUUUCUUAUCCUCUGAUUAUUGAUCAUCUUUUAACUCUUUCCAAGCCUUUCCAUCGCAUGGCAGAAGUAGCAGAUAAGUUUUAAGCCGAUCUUAACGUUUAUCCGAAGCCAAAUUCCAGAUUUUUUCAAGCUGGUAUGGUUGAAGGCUGUGUUUUGUAAGAGUAAUUGGACCUAUCUCUUUGGAGAAGAAGUUGAUCUGUGUCCAUAUUUCGGGUAAGUUUGCCUGCUCAAAUAUCAUUUAAAAGUUUCACCAUUAGAGAGGGAGAUGGAGCUUCAACAUUUCAUCCACGAACAUCCGUUGAUCUUCAUCGAAGAUCUGGUACCGGAUCCUUAUGAUUCUUUUUCUACUCACUAUUGCUUUGGUUGCCAGAAACAAGUAUCGGGUCCUAAUUACAGAUGCAAAGAGUGCACUUGGAUCAUCCUUCAUAAAUCAUGUGCAGAACUACCCCGUGAGUUGCGGCACCCGUUGCACCCCAAACAUCCCCUUCUUCUCAUCAAAGAGAACCAAGUAGGCAAAUGCGAGGGUUGCAAUAAAGAUCAUCUAGACGCCUACAGCUUCAUUUACAAUUGUUUUGACUGUAAUUUUUACCUUGAUACAAAAUGUGCUUCUCUGCCGCUCACCACCGAACCUGAAAGUCAUGCCCACCCAUUGACCCUCAUGCGGAGAUCUGUCUCUUUCACAUGCGAUGCUUGUGGGAAACAGGGCAAAGGCAUGUUUUACUCAUGUGCUGUCUGUCCAUUCUUGGUCCACCUAGAAUGUACUUCCUUCCCAUUGACUGUCAAGCAUAUCCGUCACCCCCACCCUCUCAACCUCAUAACCAACCCUCUUCACAAAUCCGACCAACCAGUUUGCGAACUCUGUGUUGAAAGUGUGGACACAAAUUACAUGGUUUAUUAUUGCUCUACAUGUGAUUACGUUAACCAUCUUCAUUGUGCUGCAAAUAAGGAACUGUGGGGUGAAACAUUUGUGCCGGGAUGCCGUGAUGAAUCCAUUGAUUCCAUUAGUACUUAUGUCGUCUUGAAAUCCAUACUAGGAGAACCCGUCGAAAUCAAACAUUUUUGUCAUGAUCAUGACUUAAAGCUUAUUGAUAAGAAAUUUGAGAAUUGUGAAAAAUGUGAUGCUUGUAUAUGGCCUAUCUCCACUCCGAUUUAUAAUUGUACUGAAUGCAAAUUCUUUCUUCACAAAUCUUGUGUUGAAUUACCCAAAAGAAAGUCACACCCACUUCAUCAACAUCCUCUUGUUCUCCACCAACAGCCCUCGGGCCGACUUCAUCCUACGUUUAUUUGUAAGGCCUGUGAUCGCUUUUGUAAUGGUUUGACCUACCAUUGUGACAAAUGCAAUUUCGACCUUGAUGUCCAAUGUAGUUUUAUGCCUGACAAGUUUAACCAUGACGGCCAUGAGCACCAACUUAUUCUCUCUAGUGCAUCAUAUUCUGAUAAGUGCAGCUCUUGUGACGUGAAACGAACAACCUUCUUUCGUUGUGCUAAUUGUGAUUUUUCUCUAGAUUUCAAAUGCGCUACACUACCACGUACCAUAAGAUAUGGACCGUACGAACAAUUAUUUACCCUUUGUUAUAAAGAUGAAGAUGAUUCUGAUAAUGAAUAUUAUUGUGAUAUUUGUGAAGAAAAACGGGAUCCAAAGCAUUGGUUCUAUUAUUGUGCGUAUCUCAGUUUUUAUGCUCAUCCCGACUGCAUUCUUGGGAAAUCUUCAUACAUCAAAUGUAGGAGGACUUGUCAAUAUGGCAUGCAAGAACAUUGCCUCACUUUGGAUGACAGGGGCGAGGGCAACCAUCGUCUAUGUGAUGAAUGUGGCAGUUUUUGCAAUGGCUUGACUUAUACAUGUGUCCGCGGUGAUUUGAGUCUUCACAGGUGGUGCUUUCACAAGAUUAAAGCACUAACAAGCUGGCUAUAUACUCUAGAGGAAUAUUCCUCUGGAGCAUAUAGAUAAGAGGAAGAGGAAGAGGAAGACGGAGACGAAGAUGAAGAAGAGAGCAACUUUGAAAAAUGAGAAGAAUAACAUUGUAUAUUAUGCUCAAGAGGAAGUGUCUGCAUUGAAAAAUGCUAUUUACUCCAAUAGAAGCUAUGUACGAGUAUUUGUAUUGAAAUUUUUUGAAGGUAAUUGUUGGGUUGCUUUUAAAUUAAUGUAGUUAAAUGCUUUCCAAUAGUGUUGCUGAAGAAGUGCUAGUUGUUUGAAGCUGAAAAUUCAUUUGGAAAUUGGGUUCCUGAAGGGAUAUAUAUAGAUAAAUGCUCCGGAAGUGCUACAUU